Ostrinia nubilalis (European corn borer) is the source of this 511-nucleotide messenger RNA. RefSeq lists its product as uncharacterized. Lineage: Eukaryota; Metazoa; Arthropoda; Insecta; Lepidoptera; Crambidae. The record is from RefSeq and is a predicted model, not a curated record. Bases 4 to 312 code for a protein of 102 amino acids. The transcript is spliced from 2 exons.
AACAUGACCGCUGCCAGCACGCUCAUUGUGUGGAUUCUGAAGAACUUCAUGUACGAGACGGUGCUAAGCGUGGAGUUCGAGAGAUUCCACAUGGCUGUCAAUGAUGCGGUGGUCAACAGCUUAGCGCAAAUCACCAAUGACAAGUGCUCUGAGCAAGAAAGGCGAAUGUACAAGAAUAUCUGCCGAAUGUCUCGUGUGUCCAACAAGUUCGAGGUGUGCAACUUAUUCGGACUCGACGCGACGAUGCCGCGCAAACUUCUGUCGCUCAUCGCUACGUACACUAUCGUUUUGUUACAGUUUAUCUUUUUGUAACACAGAUUUUACUAGACAGUAAUUUAUAUUGCACAAUUUAAUACAACCGUUAAUUGAGAAAGAUUAGUAAUUGAUAUUUUGGAAGGAUGAAAACACACAAGUGAUUGAUUUUUACAACUCAAUAUUUGUAUUCGUAGAAAGUUGGAAUCAUGAAACGAAACGUUUUAUUUGUCUAAAUCACCAUCAUAAGUUGAAUGAA